Anopheles nili is the source of this 6346-nucleotide messenger RNA. RefSeq names its product PAX-interacting protein 1 (gene Ptip). Lineage: Eukaryota; Metazoa; Arthropoda; Insecta; Diptera; Culicidae. The coding region runs from base 1 to 5955 and encodes 1984 amino acids. The record is from RefSeq and is a predicted model, not a curated record. Gene Ontology annotation, cellular component: MLL3/4 complex. The transcript has 5 exons.
AUGAGUCACGAUUCUGCCGUUGUUGGGAGCAAUUUGGAGAACCUGCAGCUGAAGGAUGAUCUGUUCAAGAGUGUUAAAUGUUUUAUCACGGGAGCACUAGACCCGAAGAUAAGCAAACUGCUAGAAGAUGGAGGCGUGUCAUUAUCGAAAUUUAUGGACUUUUGCACUCACGUUGUGUGUGGAGCUAACUAUGACGAAAAUGACAUAACUGAGGCUGCCGAAUUGUAUGACAUUCCCUCGGUUACGGAAGCCUGGGUGAUAGCAUCCGUUCGACUUGGUCGGCUUGCCUCAACGAAAGCUUACUUUCCGUUAAAGACGGGAAUAUUUUGCGGCCUCCGGUUUGCUGUGACGCAGGUUGAUAGUCGCGAUCUACGAAAACUAUAUGCAGCACUCACCUUCCAUGGGGGCACAUUCAGCGUUCGCCUAGACCGUAGUAUAACGCAUCUUGUGUGUGGAAGCGCACGAGGUCAAGCAUACGGUAAGGCUUUGACCUGUGGUUCGAGUGUCCAAAUAGUUACACCAGAUUGGGUGGUCGAUUGCUUAAAAACAAGCAGCCUCAAACCGGUUGCAAUAUACCAUCCUCGGCUUUUACUGGAACAAACGUAUUUGAAAAAAUCGAGCGUUAACGCUGGCGCAAAGGCGUCGACCGAAAAACAACCACUCAAUAGCAUUUUAGGAUUUGACUUUGAAGAAGGUAUCGCCAAAACGGAAGUUCCUACUAACGGCAAAAAGGAAGAUCCCAAAAAUCGAACAUCCACAGCGGAUGGUACUGUAAAGCAGGGUUCCACUCCAGCGAAACAAUCCUCCAGCACCGGAAGCACUAGCCAUUUGCAAUCGGCAUCCCCAAGAUUUGUGAGGGCUCAAGGACAGGUGCAUCAAAUACAGCAGCAACAGAUGCAACAAAAUCCCCAAAGAUUACGUGGUCCUGUUCCUCAGACGUCUAAUUUGCAACAGCAGCAACAGCAACUGCAAAAAGCUCUUCAAGUGCAACAACAACAGCAGCAGCAACAACAGCAGCAACAGCAACAACAGCAGCAACAGCAGCAGCAACAACAGCAGCAACAACAGCAGCAACAACAGCAACAACAGCAGCAACAACAACAGCAACAGCAGCAACACCAACAGCAGCAACACCAACAGCAGCAGCAGCAGCAACAACAGCAACAGCAGCAGCAGCAAUUACAAGUCACUAUGAGUUCAGGAAGUAGUAAUAUCUUACAACAAUCUCUGCAACAACCACCUCAUACAACUCAGCCUCAGACAAUGCAACAAACCAACAUAAAUUACCAGCCCACAUCGUCAGCAGGUGGUACAAUUAUUCAGCAAAUAAUACAAACACCGUUACAAAACAACGUACAACAAGCGCAGGGCCAACAACAGCAAUCGACACCUGGGAAGCAAAAUAUUCAAGUUCUUUAUAAAAGUGGGCUCACUCAGCAACAACAGCCUGGUGGGCAGAUCCAGCCUCAGUUUAGUCAAGCCACCGUUACCACAACUCAAACCGGCCCAGAUGGGCAGCCCAAGCAGAUUGUGCGGCAAAUAACAAUUAAUCAAGCUCAGCUGCCAGCAGGACAGCAACAGCUGCAACAAGGACAACAGGCGAUUCCCGUAUCGCAGUCACAGCCUCUUCAGCAACAAAUUAUACAGGUGCAGCGCACAGGUAUGGCCCAUCAGGGAAUACAUCAGACCCAUUUUCAGCAGGGCAGUAUCAUGACCACUUCUUCUUUGUCGGCAGGACCAGGACAGCAGAUGGCAAUGAUGGGCAACAGCAGUGCAUUAGCGUCGAGCAGCCAACAACAAGGCGGGCAACCGAAGUUUAUUCAGCAAACAAUUAUUCAACAACCAGUGGGAGUGAACUAUCAAACGGUAACGAAACAAGUGGUUGUGGAGCAAUCAUCGCAAGAUCAACAGCUCGGACAGUCCAUGCCACAGCAAGUGCAAAUACAUUCAAUUCAGCAGCAGCAGCAGCAGCAGCAGCAGCAACAACAACAACAGCUCCAAUUGCAGCAACAGAUGCAACAGCAGCAAAUGAAGCCUGGACCACCACAGGUAGUUCAACGUAUUGUUCAGCAGCAGGUUUUUCAAGGGCCGCCGGGAUCUGGCCAAACCAGUGGGCAGAAUAUUGUCAUAAUAAACCAAUCGACCAACCAGCAGCAAAUAAUAUCUGGCUCUGGUAUGCAGCAACUAAAUCCUCAACAGCGUGUGCAAUACAUGCAACAACUUCAGCAGCAGCAAAAACAGCAACCACAACAGCAGCAGCAGCAAAUAAUGGUCAGCAGCGCUGGAUCGAUGACGUCUAACGCCCAACAACAACAGCAGAUGGUUCAGCAACGCGCUAUUUUGUCUUCACAGGAUACGGGAGCUGGAACUGUUAUGAUGCAGCAGAGAUCACAAUUACAGCAAGGUGCAUCGUUGAUGCAAACCCAGCAACCUCAAGCACAGCAGCAACAACAGCAGUUGCUUGGACAGCAACCACCUAUGCAGCAGCAAAUCAUUCAAACUUCCUCCAACGGGCAACCACAGACUAUCGUUGUACAACAGCAACCACAACAACAACAGCCAAAUUCUGUUAUGCAGCAGGGCACUAUAGUACAGCAGCCACAACAGCAGCAGUUGAUAAUAAAUCAGCAACAAGUCAUUCAACAGUCUGUGGGUCCGAAUCAACAUCCGCAGCAAUCGCAGCAGCAGCAACAGCAGCAAAUAAUUCAACAGACUAUUGGGCCAAACGGAACUACACAAGUUUUGCAGUCUUCAGGCAUGCAAUCCAACCAACAAGCGAUUAUGCAACAGCAAAUAAUGGCUCCCAAUGCUGGGCAGCAGCAACAACAACAGCAAUUGAUGAUUGGCGGGGCUUCAGGUGAGCAACAAAUGGUUCAAGCUGGUCUUGGCGGGAACGAAAUGAUGCAACAACAGCAACCACAAACACCAACGCAACCGCCAGGUACACCACAAUCACAAUGGACACCGCAGAGCCCAUUACAGCAGCAAGCGCAGCCAGGAACUCCUUUCCAGUCACAGUCACCCCAGACACAGAUGCAGCAGUCUCCAAUUCAGCAGCAGCAGCAGCAACAGGGAGCCACUAUGAUUCCUCCCGGAGCGACAAUAGUGCAGCAAACGAUUGUACAAUCUCCACAGGGGUUGCCUCCGGGUCAGCAACAAGUUGGUCAGCCGCAGUUUAUCCGCACAACAUUAAGGCCGCAAAUGCAACGACAGCUGAUUCAGCUGGACCCACAAGCGCGUGAGGAACUGAUGAAAUUAGACCCGGCCGGUCAGCAGGAGUACAUAAGUCGCCUGCAAGCCAAACAUAAUCUAAUGCAGCGUCAGCAGGCAGCAUUCCAGGGCCGACCAGCUCAUCCGGGUGCUCAUCCAGGCGCACGGCAGCAAAUAGUCAUCCGGAGUCCGAUGCCUCCCGGUUUGAACCAACAGCAGCAGGUUCGAUGGCUGCAACAUCAGCAACAGCAGCAGCAGCAACAACAUCAAAACGCACGCCAGGUUGUCGUGCGCCAACCCGGAACCCCAGGGCUGAGCCCGAUAACGCAGCAAACGGUUGGAAGCGGUGCCGGUCCCGGAACACCGUAUCCGGUAGAUCCGAACACAACGCCCGCACAACAGCAGCAGCAGCGUUUGCAGCAGCACCGUUUACUGCAGAUGCAACUUCAGCGUGAACAGGUGCAGAAAAAUCAGCAACAGGCCGCUGCGGCGGCAGCCCAACAGGCCGGUUCUUCGCCUUUGCAGGGACAAAUAAUGUCACCACGUGCACCCGGUGGUUUUCCGCAGGAAGUGGUCAUCGGCGCAGACGGCAGCACGAUGGUCGUACAGCAACAGACACUCGUGGGGUGUGCAACGGGUCCACCACAACCGACAUCGUCCCAGACGCAAGUGGAUGGAACCAACAGCUCGAUGCAGGCUCAGCAGCAGAUGCAGAACAAAACAAAAACGGCUCUAGCAAACAUGCUGUCCAGCCGGUUGGGCAACGGUGGAACGGUAACUGGUGGUCCUGCCACCUUGGUUGACGGUAAUGCUGCACAAGGUGGUAGCAAUGCGGAACCUUCAGCGGCCGGUACGCUGCGUUUGAUGACAGCACAACACAAUGCCGCUGUGCAUCAACCAAUAGGACGCUCUCCACAGGAGUUGCUUGCUUUACAACAACCACAGCAGCAACAGCAGCAGCAGCAACAAGCCCAACAACAACACGUACAGCAACAGGUUCACCAGCAGCAACAACUGCAACAGCAGGUGGUUCGCAGAACGCUUGGAAAUAUCACCAAUAGCGGCAUAUCGGUAGCUGGCGGUCCGGGUGGUAUCGGCGUAGGCCCCAACGGUGGUCCUGUAAUCGUCCAGACGGCUGGUGGUGCGCCCAGCAUCAUCCCAAUACCGCCCGGAGCAGGAGGCCCUGGCGUGAUGAUGCAAUCGGCCGCAGUGGCUGCAAUGAAAGGAGGUCCGGCGCAGUUCAGUCCUGGACGGCCCGCACCGCUCCACCGACCGCAAUACUACGGUCACAAUCCCAAUCUCAAGCUGCAUCCCGAUCUGUUUCUGCUUGGAUGCACCUUCCACAUUAUCGAGUACGAUGAGACGCACGGAUCGGAGGAGAUCAGUCAGUGGAAGUUUGUCAUUAAAAAGCACGGCGGCGAGAUUGAACCGUACUACGGACCCAAAGUAACGCACGUGCUAUGUCGAUCGCAGCGCCAUGGCGUCGUAAUGCAGGCGAUUCGCGAUGCCAAGCGUUGCAUCACCAGCUACUGGCUGAAUGAUAUUGUAAUUAAGCGACAACUGUUGCCACCUUGGGAGGCGUUGCAUCUACCGACACCGGCGAUAUUCGGCAACCAAAAGCCUGCCACCAAGCAUAACAUGUGCAUCACAGGUUUCGAGGGAGACGAGCGCGUCCGCAUCAGACAGAUGAUCGAGGAGUCCGGGGCCCGCAUGACGCCCUACUUCUCGAAAUCGAACACCGUACUGAUCUGCCGACAGGUGGAAAAUCAAAAAUACAAGUACGCGAAGGACUGGAACAUUCCGGCCGUAAAUACUCUCUGGUUGAGUGACAUCCUGCUCGGAAACCUGAAUGCGAUGCAGCAGUGCGAAGCAAGCAAGUACCAGCAGUUUAACCUGAGCUGUCACUUCCGCGUCGAUUACAACCUGGUGCUGCACUUGAUGACUGCUUGGAAGUCACCGAUAAAUCUGACUCAGGAAUCCCACGAACGAGUGAAGCGAAUUCUUAGUGAACUUCCACCGCCGGCAAGUGGGUUGAAAAAACAGCGCACUCUUCCGCCGAUGGAACCGAUCCCCGCGGAGAUAGUCUGCCAGCGUCAACCGUCGUCCGAUGCCAUACCACAUGUCUUGUUCUCGCAGGUCGACAAUACCGACGGUCUGACGCGUGCCGUAAUAACACUCGGUGGAAAGGUGACAACAAAUUCGACGGAAGCUACCCAUCUGGUCAUGACGCGUGUGGCCCGCACGGUGAAGCUGAUCCUUGCGCUACCGACCGCGCGACAUUUAGUUAACAGCAAAUGGGUGUCGGACAGCGCCGUGGCUGGGUACUUUCUGCCCUUGGACGGCUAUCUGCUGGAGGUGGGCGAGCUGAACGAGCAGUUCAAGUGCGACCUGCAAAAGGUGCUUGAGACACCAACCCGUGGCAAGCUUUUCGAGGGUAAGGUGUUCUUCGUGACGCCACAGGUGAAACCGGCCUGUAGAGACGUGCGGCAGAUGAUCGAGCUAAGUGGUGGCGUAGUGGAGAAGAACCCACGCACGAUCAAGCGGAUACGCGAGGCGAACGCGGACAAACCGGGUAGUUAUGUGAUCGUGAGCUGCCCGGAAGAUCGGGUCAUCAUACAGCCGUUCAUCCAGAAGGCUAAGCAUGCGGUAUGUCAAAUAUGCACCACCGAGUACGUGAUGCAAUCGAUCAUGCAACAGCGUUUGUGCAUCGAACCGCACAUCAUCAAGUGGGAACUUGGGUCCUAGACGGUAUCUCUCCGGUGCACCGUUCUCGCUUCGAGGGAUGCAAGUUAAUAGCUCACGCGAACAUGUGCGAAUGUGCGACAACUAGAAGUCCUAAAGGAUGUUAUACAAAAGCAAUAUAUCGGGCAGAUAGGGCAAGUGUAAAGUUUAUUAGUUUUAAGAAUUUAGUACUGGCGCAUGGUGAGAGAACAACACAGAUUUCAGCAGCAAACUCGGCUAAAAUCGGAAGAAAAAUACUAGUUAUCUCUCUAUGUAGUAUAAGAACAACGCUGAAAUAGAUCCUCCACCUCUCACUGUCGAUGGAACAAUGUGAGGGGGUAGAAUUGUGUAUAUGUAACGAAUUGUACAUUUUUAAUUGAAAAAAAUAUAUAUCAGGUUUUAACGAUCUGUCGAA